UCUUUCUUCUUCUCUCUUUCAAUUUUCAUUUUUUUCUUUCUUUUGGGAUGACUAGAACUAGCUACCUUUUCCAAAGAAUAAAUAAGGUAGCAUUGUGAUGGAGAAGGGAGGAAGCCAAAGUCAUGUUGGGUGUAAACCUUUGACGACAUUCGUACAAACUGACACGACAACAUUUCGGGAGGUCGUACAACGUUUGACAGGUCCAUCAGAAAGCCACACGAUGCAACCAAAGGCAUUUGGAUCAAAGAGGCCAACCACAGCCUCCAAACUCCAUGAAAGGAGGCACUUAACAAGACCAAAGCUGCAAAUUGUGAAACCAUGUCCUUCCCAUUUCAAGCCUACAACUGAACACCCUAGCUAUAUUACGAGCCCGGUUGGGACACCGUCGAAGAUCUUGUCGAAGCUAUCGAUUGGGGACGAAGAGAAAGAUCAGCUGAAUAAUAUGGAAGAAGAGAAGGCAAUCAAAGAAAGGAGAUUCUAUUUGCAUCCAUCUCCAAGGUCAAUGCCUGCCUAUGCCCAACCAGAAUUGCUUUCAUUAUUUCCUUUGGAAUCUCCAAAAACAAGUCAGUAA
Benincasa hispida (wax gourd) is the source of this 571-nucleotide messenger RNA. Its product is annotated as VQ motif-containing protein. The record is from RefSeq and is a predicted model, not a curated record. Lineage: Eukaryota; Viridiplantae; Streptophyta; Magnoliopsida; Cucurbitales; Cucurbitaceae.